Gilbertella persicaria is the source of this 3309-nucleotide messenger RNA. RefSeq lists its product as uncharacterized. Gene Ontology annotation, cellular component: nucleus; cytoplasm. Gene Ontology annotation, molecular function: protein binding; protein serine/threonine kinase activity; ATP binding. The record is from RefSeq and is a predicted model, not a curated record. The transcript has 5 exons. Gene Ontology annotation, biological process: mitotic DNA damage checkpoint signaling; protein phosphorylation. NCBI's taxonomy places the organism in Eukaryota, Fungi, Mucoromycota, Mucoromycetes, Mucorales, Choanephoraceae. The coding region runs from base 1 to 3309 and encodes 1102 amino acids.
AUGUAUACAGCUUUCCAAUAUCCAUAUGUCAUUCUUUACGGAGGCUCACAAGACAUUUCAAUCUCAUCACCCACAACUUCUGUAAUGGGCACCAACGAUGUCUGGGUCUGGGAUAUACGCAAUGGCUCCUGGUAUCAUCCUACUAUUCAGACACAAUCAGGCAAUACUAUGCUACCACAAAUCUACUUUAAAGCAACUACUCUACCAAGCCAAGGUCAGAUCAUUGCACUUGUUAGUAAUACAACUGGCGGCUCGGCAACAGGCGUAAUACAAAAAUUAGAUAUAAAUAGCUGGUCAUGGAGUUUUCCAACUACAAAUUUCCAAGCGUCUGCUCGAACGGUGGGAUAUUCAAUGCUAACGAUCAAUAACACCAUUUACACUUAUGGUGGAUUGUCUGUAGAUCAAAAUGGCUAUGCCAAUGCUAAUGCUGUCCAAAACGCUUUAUCCAUGAUGGACGCAAAUAGCUAUCAAUGGUCGUCUGGCUCUAAUGGGCUUGGAUUGGCUGAUCAUUCUACUUGUUAUUUGAAAGCUUGCAACUGUUUGGUUACAUUUGGUGGAACACCCACCGGUAAUCCGACUGAUGUAACAGAUGCUGUCAAUCUUUAUGACCUUAGUAAAAGAGUAUGGAAUGUUCAAGGAAUUCAGACUCCUGCUGGUGCCUCUGCUCCAGGCGCAAGAAGACUUCAUACAGCUAAUUGCUUGGAUGAUUUGAUGAUUGUUUACGGCGGUGGCACUAAUCAACCGGCAGAUACAGAUGUCUGGGUUCUGAAUGCUACUUCUUAUCCUACCAUGACAUGGCAAAGAAUUACAAUGGCAAACCAAACUCAAGGACCUAAUUCAAGAAUGGGGCAUUCUGCUGUAUUAGAUAAACCAAACAAAAAGAUAUAUAUAUUUGGUGGUUGGGGCCUAAGCGCUUCUAAUGACUCUAAUAUGUAUGUACUUGAUUACGUGAAUUGGGGUUGGACACGAAUUGCUACAACCGGGUACCCUCAUGACGCUCUGCCCAAUAUUAACAGCACUACGUCCAACGAUCCAACUGGCAAUGAGCAACAAGCAACAAAUAAGCUCAGCGCAGGUGCCAUUGCAGGUGCAGCUGUUGGUAGUGCGUUAGGAUUAAUAUUGAUUGCAGCUAUUAUUGCCUUCUUGUUCAUCAGAAAGAAGAGACGCCAGCAACAACAAGACAAGGAUGCCAUGGUUGUCAUUGGCGAAGAAUUUUCUGACGAAUACAAAGCAACAAGAGCGAAAAAAGAUAAUCCUUUUUACUAUAAUCCUGAUGGUUUUUACAACACAAAUGACGAUGAUGAUGAUAACGAUAACGAGCAUAGACGGCCUGCCCACCAUGGUGGCUACUUUAUCAAUAAUAAUAAUAACAACAGUCGUAGCACACAUCGCAUGUCAAAAGCAUGGACAGGCACAAGCAGUCCACGCAACUCGUAUACUCGACCUUCUGAAAUUGGUGAUAGUGAUAGAGUCGUAACAGGCGUAUUAGAAGCCAUCACCCCUAUAGAUGAUGGUACUGUGGCUGCUACUCAUGGGUCUCGUAGUCCUCGUGAAUCUCUCCGCAAUUCCAAAGUUCUGCUGGUAACACCAACUGAGUACAUUAAACAAGGACAAGUGCCGAAUGAGAUUAUUUCACAGAAACCCAACGAAUUUUCUAUACCUGCUAUAAGACAACAAAACACAAGGCAGGUUCCUGUCCACCACCAUCUUGGCCUUCCAACACCCAUUACGCCAGAUGAAAACAUAGUACCUAUGAGUGCUUCUAUGGAAGUUUUGCGAAGUAUCGGAACAAAUGCAAGCAGUAUGAUGAAUCAUACAGGAGCUAGUCAGUUUGAUAAUACAACUUCAACCGAUGAUAAAAGAAAGAACACAAGUGGUGUCAUUUUUACCCACACUACUGUUCCAACGCCUGAUUUUGAAGAACAAGAAGAGAACUGGACUUUUACUGAUUCACUUUCUGUUGGUCAACCUUAUUCAGCACCACCUAUCCAGUAUAUCUCACCCAACUCACAUCAAUUGAGCACUGCUACAUCAGCGCAAACAUGGGAUACAAAAGAUGCUCCUAAUUUCCAAAUAUCACUUGUGCAUCAUCACAAUAAUCAGCCAUUGCAAGGACAAUAUCCUUCUUCAACACUCAAUAUGCCAAUGGCCCAAACAGUCACUCCACCAAGCACUUCAACGAAUAGUAGUCAAAACAACAGCUCAAGCACUAACGAUAUGCACAAGAGCAACCCACAAGUCAAUAUUUAUAAUACAGUCAGUCCACUGGAUGCACUUGCUUCACUUGGACAACAACCAACAAACAGUUUAGAGAAUACCCCAGGUAGCAGUCGCCAUAAUUCAUCUGUUAUCGUUAAAAGUAUGACUCGAGAAAACAGCAAUCAUUCAACAGAUGGCUUUAUACAACUCGCGCCUUUUAUUUCAGCACUGCCUCAUAGAUAUCAGAUAGACAAAGCAAAGCCACCAAUUACUGGUCCUACCAACAAUAUUCUGUUUGCUAUUGCAGGUGAGAACGAGUUAGCGCCUGUUGCUAUUAAAUCAUUUGGACGAAGAGAAGCUUGGGAGCGAGAAUGCCGUACGCUCAUUAAACUAAAAUCACCUUGUGUUGUUGAAAUUUUGGAAGUAUUGACUAUACAAGGCAAUGAGCAACACCAUGUUCACGACGAUGAAAGAAAAGAUAUACAGUAUGUUACAGUCAUGGAAAGAUUAGAUGAGACUCUCAACACUUGGAUUCGACACAAACAACAUAGCAAAAACAACGGCCGAAUUGCUCGAGACAUUCUCAAAUGUUUAUUUUGGUGCCACAAUAAUGGCAUUGCUUUCUGUGAUUUGAAGCCCAGUAACAUCAUGCAUCGCCAAGGAGAACCAUGGAAACUGAUUGAUUUUGAGGCGAGCCGUACAAUUGGAGAAGAAUGUGUAGGUGUUAUUACACCUAGGUAUUGUCCCCCUGAAGUGGCUCGAGCUACUACUUAUGGAUUAGAAGGUGCAAAUGGUGUCGUGGCAACUGCUAGCGUUGAUCUUUGGUCCCUUGGAUGUGUUAUCUAUGAACUUGAGACCAAAAAGGCCUUAUUUCCUAGCAAAAUCAAAGAUGAAACAAUUCUUCAUUUCGUAUCGCAUCCCUCGCCUUCUACACCCAUAUUAAAUAACGGACUUCGAUGGAAUGAAAGCAAGGAGCUUGAGAUUCCUCAGUUUGACAAGCUUGUUCCUAAUCCACAUACCCGACAAUUAAUCAAGAUAUUACUCAGUAGAGAUCCCAACAAACGCACAUCUGCUUCUCAAUUAUUAGAAAACCCUUAUUUUUUAUCUUAA